Diorhabda sublineata is the source of this 5623-nucleotide messenger RNA. RefSeq names its product GA-binding protein subunit beta-1 (gene Atac3). The record is from RefSeq and is a predicted model, not a curated record. Bases 127 to 1593 code for a protein of 488 amino acids. The transcript has 9 exons. Gene Ontology annotation, biological process: positive regulation of transcription by RNA polymerase II. Gene Ontology annotation, molecular function: protein binding; transcription cis-regulatory region binding. Lineage: Eukaryota; Metazoa; Arthropoda; Insecta; Coleoptera; Chrysomelidae. Gene Ontology annotation, cellular component: nucleus.
GACUUAACGACAGAUGGCGAAGCAGAAAAUGGUAGCGUCACAUUGUUUACGACCAUGCAGGCAUAGUCUUUCGAUAUAUUAUUGAAAAAGAUAUCAAGAAAUUGAAUUUAUAUAAUAUAUACUGAAAUGAUGAAAUUUGAAGGAGUCGUAGAAAACGGCCAAAAUACUCAACGAGCCAAAUAUAUUAUAUCCACAACUGUCCCAAACAAUAACAAUAGAGUAUCUGAAUUAAUACCUAUUCAUUGGGAUGGAAGGUUAAUUUCACAGCAUUCAGUGCCAGUGAAUGAAUUGGGAAAACAACUUCUAAAAGCAGCAUCAGACGGUAGUGUAGAAAAAGUGAAACAGUUAUUAACUAAAGGGGCUCCAUUUACUGCUGAUUGGUUAGGAACAAGUCCACUUCACUUAUCUGCACAAAAUAAUCACUUCGAAAUAACAGAAAUACUGUUGAGAGCAGGAAUUUCUAAAGAUGCUCGUACAAAAGUUGAUAGGACUCCUUUACAUAUGGCAUGUUAUGAAGGCCAUAUAAAUAUUGUGGAAAUAUUACUUGAGCAUGGUGCAGAUAUCAACUGUAGAGAUUUAUUAGAUAUGACACCUCUCCAUUGGGCAGUACAAAAUAGUCAUAUUGAUGUUGUAGCACAUCUACUCAGGAAUAAUGCUUUAAUUGAAGUUACAAAUAAAUUUGAUGUGACACCAAUAAUGAUAGCACAACAAACUGGUAGAUCUGAUAUUGAACAACUUUUAGUUGGAGCCUUAAACGAUUCUACAUUAGCUGCUCAAAAUUUAGUUUUACAGUAUAAUGCAAAUGAAUCUGAAAAUGAAAAUAAUCAAAUAUAUACUGAUAAUAUGGAACUUGAGACAAUAGGUAAUGAUGUCAACAAUUUUACAGUAUUUGCAGAACCAAUUCUAGUUGAAGGGGAAUAUCAAGAUAUAGAUGGUGAAACCAGUCAGGAAAUUACAGUGGAACAAGAAGAACAGGAAACGGAUCAAGAAAGAAUAGAAAAAGAAAAUGAACAACUCGUUCAACAUGUUUCUGUUGAUCCGGCGAUACUAACUAGUUCUUUAAAAAUACUUGAAGAACACGGGAUCAGAAUGUUGGAGAAUGAUGAAAAUGAUGAUGGGCAUAUUCUAAAUACUGUUAUGGAAAGUGGACAUUCUGUUGUUUUAACGGAUGUUGGAAAGGAAGUCUUGAAUUCUGUGAAACAAAACGAACAGAAGAAAAAAUCUCAAAUUGUACAUAUGGAUAAGAAAAUAGUAUCAGUGACGCCAGAACAAUUUCUAGCAAUGACACAAAAUAGUAAUAAAACUUUUAAACAAUUGAAAGUAAUACCCACAAAAGGUACAUUCAAGAGAGUGGUUAUGAAGAAAAAUAAGCUUAUACCAAUUACCCCAGCCGUAGAAGAUGUAAUGUAUACAUUACCAAGUACCAUUAACAAAGAAAACCCAUCCAAAACCGAUAUGGAAUUAAUUAUGAACCAAUUAAUUGAAGCUAGAAAAACCAUUGAAGAAUAUAAAAUCAAAUUAAGAAAAAAAGAACAAGAAGCACAGAGGUAUAAAAUGCAAUUAAAGUUACUAAUGGAACCAGAUUUGCCUUGAUAAAAAAUUCAGUGGAAUUGAUUUCACAAUUUCCUGUUGAUCCGAAGCUUUAAUUAGUUUGUCUAAGUUUAUAUGUUCACCUUGACGUGGAUUUCUGCUUCCUAUAUAACGAUCUUUGUAAAUGAGGUUACUUGAAGUUGCAAAUAAUUUUUCAAUAAUCAUUAGUUGAUCAUUUCAUGACGUUACUCUAUUAGAGUCAAUAUUUAUAACAUAAAAUGUCAUUACUUUAAAAAAUCAAUCAUUUUUAUAUUAUUAUUAUAAUGAGGAGGAAUUUUAUAAACUGAAACGUUACCCGACUUAUUAUUGGACUCAGUAUUUAAAAUAAUAUGAUUUAAAAAAAAACGAUAUUUACUUUAUUUCGUGUUCGUUGUAUAGGACAUCAGAAUCUGCUAUACAUUUGUAUACAGGGUAUCCUAAUGAAAAGGUAAAGCUGUUUUCAUCCUUCUCGUGUAAUGUAUUCAAAAAACAAAACUUCUAGUUAACAAAUAUCUAAUCGAAACAGUCAAUUUUAGAUGAUAUUAUCAAUUUCAUCGUCACACACAAAAUGAUCCAGAAUUAUGUUAAUGUUAAUUUCAAGAGCUGAUAGAUCAUCCCAAAAUAAAGAUAGGGGAAGAAGGGGAGCAUUUGGCACUAAAACAAUAUUGUUUUUAACAUUUUUGAAAAUCAAAGAGAAAGCAAGAAAAAGUAUCCUCCACAUUUGGGUCGCUAUUUGUUAGCCUACAAAUAACGAUGGAAUAUGAAAUAAGAUAAUUUAAAGACAGAGAGAAGAUUCAUGAGUAAUUGUUUGAAAUUGCCGAAAGCUUCCAUUCUUAGGGUGCAUUCGAUCUUAUAUCUGUACAAUAUCUUGUAGCUCCAGUCUUUGGAAGAGUUCUUAAUUUUUUUAUUAAUUCAUCGUUGGCAACGAUGAACGAAAAGUAGUUUUCUGGCCCUUCCAUCUUAAGAAAUCAUUUCCAUCGACUCUUCUAAAAUUUGCAAAAUUUGGCUGACGAAAUGUACCUUUUUGUUUUUAGCUAUAAAUCUCACUAAAACCAAAUCCGCAUUAUUUAAGUCUGCUCCCUUAAGUUCUUCUAUAUCAUCAAACUCGAUAGUGUAUCAUUUUGACCAGCUGAUGAAUUUAAAACUUUUUUUUGUAUCUUCACUUUCCUCUUCAAUUUUUUCUGGCCUUUCUUCCUUCAUUAACAGAAUCCUCAUCUGUGAGGACAUAAGAAUCAGGUGGCAUCGCAAAUAUUUCAUCAACUUGUUGGAGCAAGUCAUCAUCGUCAUUUAACAUAUUCCAAGCUUGCAAAAGCGAAAAACUUCUUCUGGAAUGAUAGGAGUAUUUUUGAUUAUCAAAUUAUGUUAAAGUCAUUAUUGUUCAAAAACGCCAAGUCACUGAUACCAUAUGGUAUCAGUGACUUUAGAAAUAUUAGAGAACCUCCUGUAUUAGAAGUUUUCAUAUUAGUUAUAUGCAGUAAUAUUGUAUCAUUCAUGAGCAAUAAAUACAUAUCCAAUGUUUUGUACACAACAAAACCACUUGAUAUAGAAAUAAUAGAAAAUUAGAAGCAACUGCUUACAAGGCGUGCAAAAGAAAUCGUCGUAGAAGGGGGAGAUUAUUUGGGAUACCAUAUGGAAUCAGUAGGCGUUAAUGGGUUAACACUCACAGUUACAUUGACGCGCAUUUCUAUAAUUAAGUCAUUUUCUUCAGAGACUGAAAGAUAACUGUAACCGUAGAUCUCUGAAGACAGUAUAAUUUUGUGUUUAUAUGUAAUUUAGGAUUACCUAAUCAUCUAUUAUACAGUAAUUUCUAUUUUUCUUUGUGUUUUGUUGUUCGUAUCUUAUAUCUUAUAACAGAAUAAUAUAUAUUUACCUUAUCGUUUAGAUAUCCUGUAUGUGCUAUUGGGAGUUGAUGUAAAUAUUUGUAAUAAGUGAACUCCCAAGAUUAUUUUUAAGUAAAAACAAGUUAAUUUUUGUAUAAACAAAGAACUGAAGAUAAUUAGAAAACUCCCUUAUACAUGUCUUCCAUUAAUUAAAUAAAAAAAUUUGAAUUCAGAAAGUAGCAAAGUCUCAAUAAAACAAAAUCAUUGCUUAAGUCAAUUUACUGUAGAAAUUUUAUUAUUGUCUGUUUCGUACAUUUUGAAUUGAGAAUAAUUCUAAUUAAAAUAGAAGUCUUGUGUAGCUAAAGUAUAUUGAACACCCAAUUCAAAAAAUUUGAUCCAUUUGAUCCAUUAGGUUAACAAAUAAUAUAAAUAUAUCAAAUUUAAAUUACGAAUGAAUGUAUUAGAAUCAACAUCAAUAGAAAUGUAGAAAUUUCUUAAUUCUCAAAUUUUGAUUAGGAGUAAUCCAUCAUAUCGUUCAUGUCUUAUGAUUCAAUUUCUGUCCCCUCUUUUUGUUAUGUUGCUUAAUAAAUUUUCCGCUACAGAUUAAGAAAAAGCUCAGUUUUACAUUUUACUACAGUGUUACAUGUCUUUAAGUGAAUACAAAUACCUCAAUAUUUUUUGGGAUUAUGUUUCAGAUUCUGGUUGAUACUCAAAUUUCUCUUUUUGUUUAUCGAUGCUACUAAGGUAUCUCUACUUGAUAGGGUGAUGAUUCACUGAGAUCUAAAAGAUCUGUCAUGUACAAGGUAUCAAUCCAUGAGAUUUUGUAGUGCCGUGUAUUCAGUCAUUACAUAAAUGUCUGUUGGUAGUAGUAACUAUUAUUAUUAUAUUAAAAACACAUCUUUUACCGGUUGUAAACACAAUAGAAUCAGCUGGUACAUGGAGAAUUUAUUAAAGAUACACAUUUUAUAGAUAUGGAUUUUAUUGAUAAAAAUCCAUCGAGCUUUAGCAAUGCAACAUUUACUAAUUAUAAUUUCUAAAAAUUAGUCUUCUAUGUCAAGGACAAUUCCAGUGAAAUUGCAUUUCAGAUUGAAAAAAACUUGAUUAAUAUUUUUUUUAAUUCUCAAUAUUUAUAAUUUGAAUCAAUGAUGCAUUUUCAAUCAGCAAUAGAUUUUGUUUUCAUGUAGAGUUUGUAAUCAACAUAUGUGGAGUCAUUAUUAUCUCCGCCACUAUUCGCUGCCAUAUGUUAAUUUUCCUGUACAUACAAUUGAUGGCGUUGUUGUUAUGGUUUUGUUACUUGAAAAGAAUUUAUAAUUUACAAAAAUAAGGAUUACUUUUAUCAAAGUUUCAAAUUGAAAUAUAAAAAAUUCGUCAAUGCAAUUAAUCUUUUAGUUAAUAUAAAAUAAUUUCAAUUUAAUAUAAUUAUCCAUUCAAUUUUGACAUAAAAAUGUAUAAUAAAACAUUUUCUAGUUAAUGCAAACAUAAAUUGGAAUUUAUGAAAUUGCUGAUGGUAUUCAUACUGAAUUACUACUACUACAUCAUCUCACACAGUUAUCUUUUCCAGAUACUGCUAACUUUGUUUUCAAAACGUGCGUUACAAAUUGUGAAAGUUGAUGUAGUGGAAGUAGACAGAAUAUUCUGAAGGCAAUUAAUAGCUGGGACAAAACCGUUUGCUACCACUCCACAAACACAAUUAUACUGUCGAGCGUUACAAGAACGAAGUCUUAAGAAAGCGAUAAUAAACUUCUAUUGCCUUCGGCCUCUGAGAACGAUUUUGUUAUUAUGAACUAUUAUGGUUCAUAUGUUGUUGAGUUUUUCACGCGGGCAUUGUUCCAUAUACUACAUAUGUAAUUUGCUCGCUAAAAUUCUUGUAGUAGAUCACUCUUGCAAGAUGGUAAGCUACUAGCAUCUAAAUUUCGCAACUUCGUUUAAAUCUAAUACCGUAUAUGAAUCAAUAAAAAUUUACAACCUAGCAGCAUCAACAUUGUAUCAAUAGCCCAUAAUAUUGGAAAUACGAUUUUGUUCUUCUUAAUAAGCUUCCUAAAAUUCUACUUAUUUUUGUAAUAAUAAUAUCCAUCCAUUUAAAUUUGCCUUAUUUUUGUAAAUUUGAAUAAUUAUUAUAAAGUAUGGUUUAUGCUUUUCCACUAGUUUGACCACAUUUGAUGUUAUUUAUUUUUAUACUAAUUGUAUUUUUAUACUAAUUGAAACUAAGUUUUGUAAAUAUAAGUUUCAAAAUA